Messenger RNA from Tetrahymena thermophila SB210, 708 nucleotides. RefSeq names its product phospholipase carboxylesterase family protein. Gene Ontology annotation, molecular function: carboxylic ester hydrolase activity; palmitoyl-(protein) hydrolase activity. Gene Ontology annotation, cellular component: cytoplasm. Lineage: Eukaryota; Ciliophora; Oligohymenophorea; Hymenostomatida; Tetrahymenidae. Gene Ontology annotation, biological process: protein depalmitoylation. The record is from RefSeq and is a predicted model, not a curated record. The transcript is spliced from 2 exons.
AUGGAUAACAGUUUCUAAGAUUACAAAAUUUCAAUAAAUGAAAAGGGUGAAGUAGUAAUUCUACCUUUUGACGGAAAAUAUGAUUAUGUUCUGGUUUUUAUUCAUGGACUUAACUGUUUCCCCGUUUCGUUUUUAAAAACUUUCUUAUCAGAACCUCUUAAGAGUGCCACAAAAAAUUUCAAAAUUGUUAUUCCUAUUGCUCCUGUGAGAAAAGUUACUUCUAGAAAUAUUGAGGCUAUAUCUUGGUUUGAUAUAAAGACAUACGAAAGAAGCUUUGAAAGACCUUUCGAUGAAGCAUUUUCAAGCUAGGAAGUUCAAGAAAGCUUCUAGUAAUUAAAGCUAGUUAUUGAAUAAGAGGCAAAGCUUUUAAAUGGAGAUUAUAAGAAAAUAUUCAUAUCUGGUUUUAGCUAGGGAUGCGGUAUGAGUAUUUACACAGCUUAUGGUCUUGAACAUGAUGUUGGCGGUGUUGUAGGACUUGCUGGAUAUUUUUUUGAAAUAACAAAGUAUGAUAAGCAGAGAAACAUUCCCACUUUGAUUCUUCAUGGGCAAAAAGAUAAUUUGAGAAUUUGGGAAGAAGUGAAAAAAUCUUAUGAAAAGUUUUAAGGUUCUGAUAAAGUAAUUUUGGUAUAAGAAAUGGCUCACGAAGUUGAGAGCUUAGAGGCUAGAAAGCUGUUUGCAGAAUUUUUAAUCAAAUAAACAAAAUUAUGA